Messenger RNA from Gloeophyllum trabeum ATCC 11539, 195 nucleotides. RefSeq lists its product as uncharacterized. Gene Ontology annotation, biological process: protein secretion. The transcript is spliced from 2 exons. The record is from RefSeq and is a predicted model, not a curated record. Lineage: Eukaryota; Fungi; Basidiomycota; Agaricomycetes; Gloeophyllales; Gloeophyllaceae. Bases 1 to 195 code for a protein of 64 amino acids.
AUGCCGCCCGUCUUACUUUCUCGAGCGUUGGAUCCCUUGCUCGGCGUGUUUACAGGGCUAACUGCCUACUACCUCUACGAGACGCAUCCACGUACUGCCCCGCCGCCUGGCGAACGGCUGCAAGAGCUGGCGAAGUGGAAGUGGUCUAGAUGGCAGCAAGAGAGAGAGGAAAGGCUACGCGCUAACGAACCAUGA